Molecule: messenger RNA, 1983 nt
Organism: Amaranthus tricolor (Joseph's coat)
Lineage: Eukaryota; Viridiplantae; Streptophyta; Magnoliopsida; Caryophyllales; Amaranthaceae
Product: nematode resistance protein-like HSPRO2
Exons: 1
Coding region: 222-1655 (477 amino acids)
Biological process (GO): defense response
Molecular function (GO): heme binding; metal ion binding
Source: RefSeq, a predicted model, not a curated record
UCCCUCUAAUUGUAUUUCCCUUCUUUACUACACGAAUUCGUCUUUCUUUCCACACGCCUAUAUUAAAAACAACUCCUUCCUACUCAUCCCCUAUAUAAACACGUUUUCUCUACUCCAUAACUCCCACCCAACACAAAACAAACCCUCAAAAAAUUUCUUAUCCAAAACCCUCUCUCCUCUCUUCUCUCUAAAAAUUUCAAAACUCAAAUUUGCACUAAAAGAUGGUCGAUUUCGAUUGCAAGACAAAGAUGGUUCAAUCAACCCCAAAUCUAUCCAGAAAAUCCCCCAUAAUCUCACGCAAUAAGUCAAUUCCUUCAAUUUCACCUGUACCAAUUUUCGCCGGAGAAUUAUCUCCGGCAUCGGAACCGUCAUGUAUAGCUUACGAGACAUACCUUAAACUACCUCAACUUCGUCAACUAUGGAGUUCUAAAGAAUUUCCUUGUUGGGAAAACGAGUCAAUAAUUAAACCGGCUUUACAAGCUUUAGAAAUCACUUUCCGGUUUAUUUCACUCGUAUUAUCCGAUGCUAGACCGUACGUGAACCGGCGAGAAUGGAACCGGAGAUUAGAAUCAUUAACGAGAAAUCAAGUGGAGAUAAUCUCACUUUUGUGUGAAGAUGAUGAUACACGUGGCGCAUCUCCGAUCGUUGAUUUGAGUUCAUCGUUCGGUGAGGUGAUUCCACAAACAGGAAGUUCAGCGGAAGUUUGGAAGCUUGCAAAUGGGGCACACGGUACUACCGUGGUGUGCCGUACCAGUGAAUUUAGUCUCUUACCACGACUUGCCACGUGGCAUACAUCGGAAGAAAUUUCUUCUAGAAUAUUUUAUUCUAUUGAAUCUUCCAUGAGAAGGUGUCCGUAUACUUUGGGCCUGGGCGAGCCCAACUUAGACGGAAAGCCCAAUUUGGAUUACGACGCCGUUUGUCAUCCGUCUGAUCUCCACGCGCUUAAAAAGAGCGCGUUGGAUUAUAUCCAAAAUCCCGAAAAUCAAAUUUUAUUUACAAUUCAUCAGGUUUUCGAAUCAUGGGUAUUUUCAUCAAAACAAUUGUUAACCAGAAUUGGAGAUAGAAUCAGCAAAGAAGAAUUCGCUAAAGCAGCAGAUGAUUGUUGGAUAUUGGAAAGAAACUGGAAGCUUCUAGAAGAAAUUGAGAAUCUUCAUCUACUUAUGGAUGUUGAUGAUUUCUUGCAUUUGAAAACACAAUUGAGGAUGAGAACGACGUCGGAUUCUGAAACAUUUUGUUUCAGAUCAAAAGGAUUAAUUGAGAUUACGAAAUUAAGCAAAGAUCUAAGGCAUAAAGUUCCAGAAAUUCUAGGCGUUGAAGUGGAUCCAAUGGGAGGUCCGAUAAUUCAAGAGUCUGCAAUGGAGUUGUAUAGAGAGAAAAGAAGCUUCGAGAAGAUUCAUCUGUUACAAGCUUUCCAAGGGGUGGAAUCUGCUGUGAAAGGGUUUUAUUUUAAUUUUAAGCAGUUGUUGAUGAUCAUGAUGGGAAGUUUAGAAGCUAAGGCUAAUUUUGCUGUCGUGGGUGGUUCUGAACCGUCUGAUUUGUUGAGUCAGAUCUUUUUGGAACCUACGUAUUAUCCCAGCUUAGAUGGUGCGAAAACUUUUAUUGGUGAUUCUUGGGAGCAUGAUCAAACGGCUAUAAUUCAAUCUGGUAAACAGUGAUGUGCUUGAAAUCGGGCCUGGGCCUGGGCCUGGGAUUGGGAUUGGGAUUGGGAUUGGGAUUGGGCUGGACGAGAAUAAAGGUGUGGAAUGGGGAUCCGACAAGGGAGUUGGGGAGAACGUGGGGCGGAAAGUUGGGUGGUGGUGUUGACGGUGAGACAUGGGAUAUACUUCAAUUAAUUACAGCAUGUGAUAUGAUUAUUGAUUAAUGGAAUACUCUUAUUGCUUUGUGUAAAUAAGUAAUUUUUUGGAUUAAAUUUACUUGUAAUCUUCUACUAGUAAAAAAAGAUCCUUCUAUCAAAUGAGUAUAACAUGAUUUUUUUUUGUUGUA